AAUAAUAUAAAGCACUUGAGCGUUUGCUAAUAAUGUGCCGCAAUCCUAUGUUGUGCAGAUCAGCUGUGUUUUGUUGAUAUCAAGAUAUUUUUGAAUUAUUGAAUUUGCAAUGGAAAUUCUAAAUGAAAGUGCUCAAAAAUCAGUGAAGAAAUCUGGCAUGUCAACCGGUGGUAAACUGUUGAUCGGUGUGACUGGGGGCAUUGGUAUUGGCCUCUCAAUUGUUUGUGCCUCGUUUGUGGCGCCAGCAUUUCGGAAGUUCUGUCUUCCUUUUGUUCCGGCAACAACGGAACAGAUACAAAACGUGCUCCAUUUCCUGCCACGUAAUGCCAGCGGCAAGCUACUGGACAUUGGCUCCGGCGACGGACGCAUCGUUGUGGCGGCGGCCCAGCAUGUGAAAGAAUUAAAGACAGACGGCGUGGAGUUGAAUCCAUGGCUGGUCUACUACUCCCGACUGGCUGCACUGCGUCAUGGCGUCAGCAAGCAAUCGAGCUUCUUUCGCCGUGAUCUCUGGAAAUUCAACAUCAAGGAUUACAAUUAUGUGGUUAUAUUUGGUGUGGAGCAAAUGAUGCAGGAUCUGGAGUACAAGCUGAUUGCCGAGUGUCCGCACAAUGCCAAAAUCAUAGCGUGCCGCUUCCCACUGCCGCAGUUGCAGCACGAACGCAUCAUUGAGGACGGCGUUAACACAGUUUGGUUCUACGAUCUCAGCAAACAAAGCAAUAGUUAAUAAAAGUUGAUUUUAUUAUUGUUAA
Drosophila grimshawi is the source of this 749-nucleotide messenger RNA. RefSeq names its product ATP synthase subunit C lysine N-methyltransferase. Gene Ontology annotation, cellular component: mitochondrion. The coding region runs from base 110 to 724 and encodes 204 amino acids. Lineage: Eukaryota; Metazoa; Arthropoda; Insecta; Diptera; Drosophilidae. Gene Ontology annotation, molecular function: protein-lysine N-methyltransferase activity. The record is from RefSeq and is a predicted model, not a curated record. The transcript has 2 exons. Gene Ontology annotation, biological process: regulation of mitochondrial ATP synthesis coupled proton transport; positive regulation of proton-transporting ATP synthase activity, rotational mechanism; peptidyl-lysine trimethylation.